Messenger RNA from Leptinotarsa decemlineata (Colorado potato beetle), 590 nucleotides. RefSeq lists its product as uncharacterized. The record is from RefSeq and is a predicted model, not a curated record. Lineage: Eukaryota; Metazoa; Arthropoda; Insecta; Coleoptera; Chrysomelidae.
AUUCACACCACUGUCACUCAGUCAACAAUAUCUGUCAAAAUUGUCAACACAGAAUAUUAGGAAUUUAUGCAAAAAUGCCGGGUAAAGCUACGUGGUAUACACCGAUAGCAGUUUUGAAGAACAAACAAGAAGGGUGGCAAAAAAUAGAAGACACAUGUUGGAAAGCUCCACCGGUGGACCUGACCAAGGAAAUAAACUACUUCAACAACGAUUUCCAGCACCACAGUUUGCCGGAAUAUGACCUAUAUUUCGCCUUUACCAAAACUCUACCUUUGUGGGAUGAAAGAAAAGGUAGAGAUAACAGAAGUUACUUGCCAGAUAUACAUGAGAACAUUUUUGAACAGGAGAAAUUGAAACCUAUUCCUGCUCUAACGUCUAUGAAUUAUGGAAGACCUUGUAGAGUACCCUAUGACGUGAGUGAUAUAACUUAUAGAAGACAGAAUGCCACAUCAGAUUUCAAGAGAAGAAGAGGAGUGGAAAUUUAGGAGAAACUCAAUGAACAGAUAAUUUUCCGAGUGAUACAAAUAUGUAUAUCAAAAUAUUGUUGUAAUCUGGUAACUUUGCAAUCAAAUAAAUGCAAAAAUUAUCUA